Mycena indigotica is the source of this 3891-nucleotide messenger RNA. RefSeq lists its product as uncharacterized. NCBI's taxonomy places the organism in Eukaryota, Fungi, Basidiomycota, Agaricomycetes, Agaricales, Mycenaceae. The coding region runs from base 1 to 3891 and encodes 1296 amino acids. The record is from RefSeq and is a predicted model, not a curated record. The transcript has 13 exons.
AUGCCAGCCCGAGGAAGUGGUGCGGGGCUAAAUGACGAUGUUUGGAUAACACGCAGUGAAGACGACCGAGUAUUGUGUCGUGCUUGCUCUGCCGGAAACCCCCCAGAACGGCAUGUGUGGAUAGCGCGGAGGAGCACGAGCAAGCACGAGGACUCGGCAGACCACCGGAAAGCGUUGGCAAUUGUCAGCGCCGGGCAGCAGCGACUGAGGGACCUGGAGUUGGAGCGCCAACUGGCUGCUCGCACCCGACUGGCGCCACGACAACCAGCGCAGCCUAUCCUCGCCCCAGUCCCGAUGCAGCGUGUCGCGGGUGUGCCGAGUAUGGCGGAGGCUGAGAUGUGGCGCGCGUAUGAGGAGGACGGGGCAGCCUUCAGUGCGGGGCUGGACACGGCAGAGGAUGGUCGAGUGGCUCACAGCCUCUUGGAUCAACAGGCGGAGCUUUUUGGUCUGUGGGACCCCGAGGGAGUGGCGCAACGGUUGGGGUUCGGGAAUGGAAUGGUGGAGGACGCGCUGAAUGAACGCGACGAGGAGGAGGAUUUCCUCGCUGAGUUACUGGCCAACGCAGGUGUCGCUGGGCCCACCGAGGAGGAGAUUCAGACUGCUGGCACCCAGAGAACCCCACUAACGGCUGGAUACUUUCCAUAUCCGAAUAAAACGGUGUGUUUUCUGCACUUUUCGAGUUGCCCGCAUUUUUCUGAAUUGAAGAUGGUGCAGAUGUUCCUCCUUGACAUUCUCGACAACCUUCCGCGACUUCGGGUCUCGAAAUCUCUCAUGCGAGUCAUACUGUGGAUCAUGCGCGAAACUGGUGCCCAAGACAUUCCUUCUCUCGAAGGCCUCAACCGAGUUCAGAAGGAAAUUCGAGCCGAAUCGGGUAUUCCCACUCUCCCUUGCCUGUCGCCACUGGGAAACGUCUUUUUUAUGAAUGAUCCUUGCGCAAUUGUCGCACAUGAUUGGGCCAAUCCUGCAAUCCGGAAACAUAUUCGUGUGUACCCAGAAAUUCCUAGCAACGGCAUCGUUUGCGAGAUCUGGCAUGCACAAAAAUGGAGGAAGAAUAUGGAUCUUGACGCGCUCAGUCCGAUGUACGACGCGGGAAAUGCACAUUUCUAUGUCAACGAACUCUGCCGCCUUCAGGACGGCAAGUUCGUUGUUCCUAUACGCUGGGUUACUGUCAACUCUGCCGUUUGGGCAGAUUGUUACAGUGUCGAAAUUGACACAGUUGGCGAAGCAGCAAUUGAUGAUUCAAAGACGUACCUCGUUGCAGCUGCAGAUAUGAAGGAAAAUUAUCUGGACCUCCUUGAUCUCGGAGCGGUGCCGCCAUGGAAUUUUCUCAUGCCAGCAGCGGCGACAUUUUCGAAGGGACACCCCGCAAGGAUGCCCAAUCGUAAACGUGCCAUUGCGGGUGGCUGUCCAAUGUACACCAGCCUUGUCGACUACUUUGGUGACGACGUAUCCGGAAAUCGCUCUAAAUCAUGGAACAAGCAUUGGAACGCGUAUAUGACGCAUCGAAAUCUUCCCCGAAAACUGCUGCAGCAAGAAUAUCAUAUCCAUUUCGUCUCGACCUCCCCCAAUGCGUCCAUUUCCGAACAAUAUCGCGAAUUCAAGACCGCCAUUGAAGCCACACACACCAAGCCGAUUGCUGUCCAAGACGACGCAGGCAAUACGACAAAGAUCUGCGUCUACUGUAACGCCGGCCCUUCCGACAACCCGAUGCAGAGUGAGGUAUCAUCUCAUAUGGGUGGCCAGGCCAACUACUUCUGUCGAAAAUGCAAGGUCGGCGGCCCAAAAGCGCACAAGCACUCGAAUGUUGGGUAUGAAGAGCUCUUCAAGCCUGGUGUUCCGCGAACCAAAGAAUAUGUGCUCGACGAGUUGCGGCUUCAAGUCCGGCAUGUGUGUGGUGGGACAACAAUGGACAAGCUCCAGAAGAUCCAGCGCAACACGGGCGUGAAAGACGCAUAUACGCAGCAAUGGAUCACAGGUCUCGAAGCCCGUUUUGCGCAACUGAGCGUUGCCGACCCCGAACGACCAGCAGCAAACAUCAAAGCGGAGCUCAUGAAGUGGGUAGAUGAGAACGACGAAAAGAUCUAUAGUGCUUUCUUGCGAACAACAGCGUUCGAUCCUACACGCGAUACACCGAUCGAACUCUUACAUACGAUUCUCCUUGGUGCAGUCAAGUACGUGUGGCACAUCUCGCACACCGGCUGGUCCGACAAGGAGAAGACAACAUAUUCGCAGCGUUUACAAGCGACCGAGACGAGCGGGCUUUCGAUUCAUGCCAUUCGCGCCAAGUACAUUAUGCAAUACGCCAAUUCACUCAUCGGGAAACAACUUAAGACUGUCGUUCAGACAGGCAUAUUCCAUGUGCAUGAUUUGGUCUCGGACGACCAUCUCGCCGCAUGGCAAGCAUUAGGCGAGCUCUCUGCCUUGCUCUGGGUCCCCGAAAUUCACGACAUAACUCAGUAUCAUACCGACCUCGAAACAGCGGUCGCAAACCUGCUUGAUGCUGUCGCCGUUAUCGAUCCUUCCAAAAUCAUAACGAAAAUCAAAUACCACCUGCUUGCACAUGCUGCUGAUGACGCAAUGGAAUUUGGACCACUCAUUGGCCUUGCGACGGAGCUAUUUGAGAGUUUCAACGCCAUUUUCCGCUAUUGCUCAGUACUAUCGAACCAUCUGGCACCAAGCCGCGACAUCGCUCUUCAGCUGGGAGACCAGGAAGGGCUCAAACAUCGACUAACUGGUGGACUUUGGGCGGCAGAAGGCAAACAGAAAUGGGUCCGAGCGGGCUCUGAUGUUCGCCAUUACUUAGAAAAGCACCCCAUCCUACAGAAACUCUUGGGCUGGACGCCACAAAAGAGUGUGGAUAUUGGCAAUGUAAAGUUGACCCCACUCACACGGGGUGAAGAUAAGCGAUUAUUGCGUGAAUUAAGCGCGACAACGGCAGCAAAAGCAACAAACUAUCAUGACUACGCGUCAAACUCAGGAUGGGACAACGGAAAAUCCUUUAUCUGCCAAUCGCAGGAUGAAUGUCGCGUUGGGUCUUGGGUUUUUGCACCGUGGCUAUCAACUCAUACCGUAAUUCCUGCCCGCGUUGUAGAAAUCCUCAAGGGUACCGAGGCCAACCUUGCCGUUUUGGAACGCUUCCAGACAUCGGCGAACCGCGAUCCAGUAUAUGGGAUGCCGGCAUUGAUUCGACCCGAUGGCGAAACACUCCUUCUCAUUGUUCCAACGAAGGAUGUCAGCUUUAGUUUCAAUGCACAACACGACUGUCGUGCAGCCCAAUGUGCGGCCACCGGUUCCCGCGCCAUUAUUCAAGAACGUGUCGCAUCUGAAAAGACAGAGCACUUUGUCAUACACAAGGACCUUGACCGCUACAUCAUCAACCUCCAUUCUUUCCAUAAUGCCCACCUCCUGCGUGCAACGCUUCCCCCGCCAUCUCUGGGCACCUGUUCCACUCUUCGACGACCGUCCAGCAAAGCACAUCGAGUUUGCGACGCAGCUUUUCGCAAUCGGAAUACUGCGAAGGGAGCCAAAGGAGCAAGUGAUGGAGUGGCUAAUCCCGCGUCAGACACAGUGGGAACCACCAUGCAGCGGGCCAAGCGCCGUCGAGCCAAGGACAACGACUCCGAUGCUGAGUCAGCACCAGCACGCAAGCGCGCUCGCAAGGCUGCUCCCAAGAAGAAAAAGCCAAAGGCACAGGCUAAUGCCAUCCCCAUCGCAGUCUCUGUGGCGAUUUCGGGAAGCACAAGUUUGGCAGCAGGACGAACCAAGCGAACGAUAACAAAAACGGUGAAGGCGCUGGCAGCGGAGGAAGCUUCGAGUGAUUCUGAGGAAGUGUCGGACAGUGAUCAGAUGUCGGAAAAAGAUUAUGAGACAAGCGAUGAAGAGUACCAAUAG